AUAUUCUCCAAUAUGGCCGCCGAGGAUAUUGUAAAGCAUUCUGUACAUACGUUGGUGUUUCGUUCUUUAAAACGGACCCAUGAUAUGUUUUUACACAAUCACACAUUUCCACUUGAGAAAGAUCCUGAAAGCAAUAAAUUAAGAAUUGAAUGUAAGAUCCGUGAUGAAUAUUCUGCUGUAAAAAAUCUUCCCAUAUUAAAAGAAACAAUCCAAGGAGAAACUGAACAUCAUAACACACAUCAUACUGAACAAGAAACUCAUCCAAUCCAGGAACCACAAAUACUUGGAGGUCAUCCAUAUCCUGCUGCCCCAGGGAUUCCUCUAAGCAAUCAAAAUAUUACAAUUCCACAAGAACCAUCCCAAACUGGAAUUCAACAAGUUUUGAAAUCAUUACCUCCAUCAAAAACACAGAUUGAAGCAAGUAAGAAGACUCCAGGUGUUUCAGAGAUCAGAAACAAAGCACUGUCAUCCGGUGGCAAUGAGCGACUAUCUGGUCCUUCUAAAGCCUUAGUACCAUCAGACAAGAUGUCAUCUUCAGCCAUCGUUCAGAAACGAGCUUUGACAAUGCCGAAACCUGAGUGGCAUGCACCUUGGAAAUUAAUACGAGUGAUCAGCGGUCACACAGGGUGGGUUCGUUCAGUUGCUGUAGAACCUGGAAACAAAUGGUUUGCCACAGGGUCAGCUGAUAGGACAAUAAAGAUUUGGGACUUAGCAAGUGGUCGUUUAAAACUCUCCCUAACUGGACAUAUCAGUACCGUGAGGGGUCUGGUAGUUAGUACACGACAUCCAUAUUUAUUUUCAUGUGGUGAGGACAAACAAGUGAAAUGCUGGGAUUUGGAAUAUAAUAAGGUUAUUCGACAUUACCAUGGUCAUCUUAGUGCUGUUCAUGAUAUUUCUCUUCAUCCAACGAUUGAUGUAUUAGUCACGUGUGGUCGCGACUCAACAGCCAGGGUAUGGGACAUGCGCACUAAAGCGUGUAUUCAUACAUUUGCUGGACACACAAAUACUGUUGCUGUGGUUGAAACACAGGCUGCGGAACCACAGGUGAUUACAGGUAGCCAUGAUUGUACAAUACGUCUUUGGGAUUUAGCUGCUGCCAAAACUAAGGCUACGUUAACUAAUCACAAGAAAAGUAUUCGCGCCAUGGCGUUACAUCCAACACAAUAUGCGUUCGCAACAGCAUCACCAGAUAAUAUUAAACAAUGGAAAUUUCCUGAUGGCAAUUUCCUACAAAAUCUCACAGGACAUAAUUCCAUUAUCAACUGCAUGGCAAUCAACUCUGACAAUGUUCUCGUUACCGGAGGUGAUAACGGUACAAUGUAUUUCUGGGAUUGGAAAACUGGUUACAAUUUCCAAAGAUUUCAGGCAACAGUUCAACCUGGUUCUCUUGACAGUGAAGCUGGUGUAUUUGCCAUGAUAUUUGAUCAAAGUCAGAGUAGAUUAAUCACGUGUGAAGCUGAUAAAACUGUGAAGAUAUACAAGGAAGAUGACACAGCGACUGAAGAAAGUCAUCCAGUUAACUGGCGACCAGAGAUUCUGAAACGAAAACGUUACUAAGAAAUGUGAAACAGCGUGAAGAUGAAGGUAUUUUAUCUUUGCUGUACGUCACUUUUAUCAGAGACCUGAUCAUUUUCGAUUCGCCAAAACUUCUUUUUGAAAGGUGAGAUUGCGAGUACUCGACUAAGCCACAGUGGUAAAAAAGUAUGAGAAACAACAAUCAGGCUUAUGUACAUAGUUCGACUUUAUUAACAUACCUGCGUUUUUAUUUAUUUUUCUUUUUAUUAAUUAUAAAGUCUUUUGGGUUACUCCACCAAAGUGUAUGAUCAUAGUAAUGACGUCGUACCAUUAUUAAAUUAUGAAAGAUUAUUCUCUGCUUGUUCGCGGGCAGGGAACGAGUUGGUUCGCGGGUACAAAACAAUCACAUAAAUGCGGAAAAUAUAUCCGAAGCCGGCGAAGGUGGAAACACAUUGAUUAUCGUAGCCAGUGAGCUCUAUAUAUAUAAUUAUAUAGAGCUCACUGAUCAUAGCGUAAUUUUGGUCGGUUAAAAGGCGAAAAAGAAAAGCCUGAAAUCUCGACCGAACGGGGCGAAGGGGCCUAACUGUCCGGCAAGGACAGAAAGGAUUGUUUAAUUUGAAAAAUGACGCUCAUGCUUAAAAAAUUUUUCAAAAGAGUGAUGGAAGUUAGCUCAUACGGUAGACUUU
Dendronephthya gigantea is the source of this 2201-nucleotide messenger RNA. RefSeq names its product pleiotropic regulator 1-like. The record is from RefSeq and is a predicted model, not a curated record. Bases 13 to 1557 code for a protein of 514 amino acids. Gene Ontology annotation, cellular component: precatalytic spliceosome; Prp19 complex; catalytic step 2 spliceosome. The transcript has 14 exons. Lineage: Eukaryota; Metazoa; Cnidaria; Anthozoa; Malacalcyonacea; Nephtheidae. Gene Ontology annotation, biological process: mRNA splicing, via spliceosome. Gene Ontology annotation, molecular function: protein binding.